Candida dubliniensis CD36 is the source of this 486-nucleotide messenger RNA. RefSeq lists its product as uncharacterized. The record is from RefSeq and is a predicted model, not a curated record. The transcript has a single exon. The coding region runs from base 1 to 486 and encodes 161 amino acids. NCBI's taxonomy places the organism in Eukaryota, Fungi, Ascomycota, Pichiomycetes, Serinales, Debaryomycetaceae.
AUGAGUUCAAAUCAAGAAUUGUCACAAGAUAUAUUAAAUCAAUUAAAUCUACGAGAUUCACGGGAAAAGAACCAUAAGAUUGAUGCCAAAUACUUCAACGCCUUCCAGCAAUUAUCUCAAAAGUUGAAUAAGUUAUCUACAACAACAAAUACUCUUCUACAGGGUCAAUCGCACAAUUCAGAAACUUUGACAAGUCUAAUAAACUCUAAGGAAAUUGAAAACUUGAAACUUGAAAACACUGAGUUGAUAACUAACUUAAAUAACCUUAUUAUAAAUAAUGAAAAACUAACCCAAACAAUCACUGCUAAAGAUCAAACUAUAAAGUCAUUGACGAAGCUCAACGAUAAGUUGAAUAGUAAAAUCGAGGCAUUAAAUUUGGAGAUAAAUGAGAAAAACAAAACUAUUGAAUUGAUCAAUGAUGAGGUGUUAACAAAUCAAAUACAAUUGAAUGUUUUGCAAAGUAAACUAGAAUCGUUGGAAAAGUAA